Scylla paramamosain (green mud crab) is the source of this 1614-nucleotide messenger RNA. RefSeq lists its product as uncharacterized. Lineage: Eukaryota; Metazoa; Arthropoda; Malacostraca; Decapoda; Portunidae. The record is from RefSeq and is a predicted model, not a curated record. Bases 86 to 559 code for a protein of 157 amino acids. Gene Ontology annotation, biological process: intracellular transport. The transcript has 7 exons.
UCCACAACAGGGGAGUUUGUUUACAAAAUUAUCUUGUAUGGUGUGAGAGAAGCAGCCACAAUUAUCUAUUAUCAUCGGCGACACCAUGGCUUACGAGAAGACAGACCCCGAUGACAGCGUGGUUAGCGAGGGGUGGGGACGGCGGCGAGGGGGCGAGCAUGACCCCUACUUUGAAUCAGUGGUGACCUCGCGGGAAGUCUUCGUGGUCAGUGAUGAUGACCAAGAGGAGGAAAUGAUGACUGAAUUUCUAGGUCAGGUCAGGCGGUGCAAGCUGUUUCAUUACCACACCUCUGAGUCUCCCCCAGAGUGGAAGGAACGGAGCACAGGGGACAUUAAGAUCUUGAGGAACAAGCAGAAGGUGGCUGUUUGCCCCAGCCAAAGCAAAGACCUUGGUGCUGUCAGUGGGGGUCCAAACACGGCAGGUCCCACCUGGGCGGCAGUGGGGACAGAAGGGUCACCAAGGGCAGGUGGAUGCAGCAGGCCAGCAUCCGGUCCUCCUGUGGUGGAUCUUGGGCCCUCACCAGUAACAAAGUCCAGGAGCUUCUGUGCAGGUUUCUGAUGGGGGACAUGCUGCCUGCCAAGUUGAUGGAGUCCCCAUCCACCUGCUUGCUUCUGUCGAGUUCCCGAACCUCCGAAGACUUUGAGCGUCUGACCGUCAUGAAGGGCAACGCAGUCCUGCUCAAGACAGAAUUACCUCCAUUGGUGUUGGAGGAGGACUAGAAAGAGAUAAUUAGUGGGCUGUGUGUGGUGAGCCAUGCGUUGUCUCUGAAGGUGACCCCCACAGCCACACACCACCAGCAGGAGAGAGUAUCCUCCUCCUCCUCCAGCAGCUGGCCAGGGUGCAAGGGCAGGCUGAACAAGCAGAUGGUGAUGGAGAGGGUGGCCAGCUUGUCUCUCCCUCCUGCUGGCCAGCCUCAGCAUGGUGGUGGCCGCCACGCAUGGCACACGGGCAACUGCUGCUGCAGCCACAUUGCUGAGGGACAAGUCCCUGCACAUGUCCAGGACAUGCAGGUGACAGGAACGUGUCCUGCCGGAGGGAGCAGUGCUGUGGUAGGACCCCAGAGUCUGCUGCUGUGCUGGGAGGAGAGAAACAGCAGCAGCAGUAGUAGUAGUAGUAGUAGUAGCAGCAGCAGCAGCAGCAGCAGCAGCAGCAGCAUAAGUAUUCAGCAAUGGUGAAGUUCUGCUGCAGUCAAUGGUGCAGCUGUUCACUCCUCCAGAGCUGUCUUCCCUCACCUGCAAUAAACAGCUAUGAACACCACCUCCUGUGAUGAAUAACACUGAAUAACACCUUUCACCUGCAUCAACAACACCUUAACUUCACACUGAUGCAAUCCCCUCCUCUCUCUCUCUCUCUCUCUCUCUCUCUCUCUCUCUCUCUCUCUCUCUCUCUCUCUCUCUCUCUCUCUCUCUCUCUCUCUCUCUCUCUCUCUCUCUCUCUCUCUCUAUCUCAGCCCACAGCCACACAGUAUGUCCCCCACAUUAUGUUUACAAACCCACAGUAACUCCCCACAGCCCCCCACCAAUAGCUGUCCCCCUCUCUCACACACCCACACAGCGUUACAUAUGCAAACGCUGCAUCUUAAACUCUACCUACAAUAAAGAAUGGACACAAAA